Molecule: messenger RNA, 3266 nt
Organism: Stegodyphus dumicola
Lineage: Eukaryota; Metazoa; Arthropoda; Arachnida; Araneae; Eresidae
Product: sperm-specific sodium:proton exchanger-like
Biological process (GO): sodium ion import across plasma membrane; regulation of intracellular pH; proton transmembrane transport
Cellular component (GO): plasma membrane
Molecular function (GO): sodium:proton antiporter activity; potassium:proton antiporter activity
Source: RefSeq, a predicted model, not a curated record
UGUUCUGCACAGCCCUCACAGCUCUGUUUGCAAAAUAUGUUCUUGUGAAAUAUAAUUGGAGCUGGGUCACUACAUUUAUUUUUGGUGUCAUUGUUAGUGCAACUGAUCCUGUUGCUGUUGUUGCACUUCUAAAAGAAAUGCGGAUGCCUCAUUCUUUUACCAUUCUUAUUGAAGGAGAAAGUUUAUUAAAUGAUGGAGUAGCUAUUGUUCUGUUUGAAAUACUUGAACAUCACCUUUCAGGAAGAAGCUUAAAAGUUACAGAUUCACUAAUUGAAUUAGGUAAAACUUGUUUUGGAGCACCAGCUUUUGGGUAUACCUUGGCAAAAAUUUCUGAAUGGAUUCUUGUGAGAAUAUACAUUAGUCCUGUUUCAGAAAUGACUAUCACAUUUGUUUUUGCUUAUGCAACAUAUUUAACUGCUGAAAGGUUUCUUGGAAUAUCAGCUGUUGUUGCAGUUGUUCUAUAUGGAAUUACGUUAAGUAGAAACAAAAUGUGUAUAAGUCCAAAAAGUGAAAGCUUAGUUUAUACUGACUGGAGAUUGUUAGCUGUGUAUGCUAAUACUCUAAUAUUUAUAUUUGUUGGGAUACUUGCUAGUAUUAGUCUUUUCCAACAUCGAGAUUAUAGAGAAUUUGGACUUGUAUUUGUUACUUACUUAGCUCUUACAGUAUUCAGAUCACUGAUGAUUAUAUUAUUUUAUCCCAUUCUUAAAUACACGGGAUAUAGUAUAAACUGGAAACAGAGUAUCAUCUUGUCAUGGGGAGGAUUGCGAGGAGCUGUUGGGCUCGCUUUAGCUACAAUGCUAACAUCAAAUCCUAAAAUUGAUGCAGCUAUGCAUGUGCACAAGAUUUUAGUUCAAGUUGCAGGAAUUAUUGUUUUAACUCUGUUGGUGAAUGCAAAUACGUUAAAGCUUAUAAUGAAAUGGAUAAAAUUCAAAGAAAUAACAUUGGUAAAUCGAUUAUCUAUGGGUAACGCUUUGUCUUCUGUAAAAGAAAUUAAAGAAAUGUCAAUGAGAAUAUGCAAAAAUGAUUGGAAAUACAGAAAGGCUGAUUGGGCUUGCAUUUAUCAUCACACUGUGGUUGAUGAUCCUUAUAAAGGAGGCUUAUAUGGAGAUGAUCCUGAAAUGUCCAGUCUGUAUAUUCCAUAUGGAACUUGUGAUGACUGUGCAUUAGCUAUCCUGCCUUAUAAAUUAAAGGAGGAAGAAAUGGAAGGUCUGAAUGAAGCUGCUCGCACAAAAGUCUUAAGAGCCAUGAAAGGUCAUUUCUGGAAACAAUUUCGUAGUGGUUUUAUCCAGAGAAGAACAUUAAAAUGUUUAAGUGUAGCUGCAGAUAAUGCGUCAGACAUAAAAAAAAAAUAUUUGUUAGCAAAUGAAGUUGCUAAAGAUUUUAUGAAAAUUAAAAAGUAUAUUCAUUUCCUGGAAACAAGGCAAUCUUGCGCUUUGAGAAAACUGGAAAGUAGGCAAAAUAAGAGAUUUGAUAUUAAUAUUCACAUUGCAAGAAGCAAAAAACGAACUGGUUUUAAAGCCUGGUGUUGUAAGCUUUAUUUCAGCUCAUGGUUUGAAACUUUAGUUAUCAUUAUGGUUAUUUUGAAUGCCAUUCACAUUAUUGCAGAUCUUAAUUUUGUCUUUAAUCCUGCCAAAGUAUGGCCUAGUGAUUUCAGCAAUUUCUCUGCCUUAUGUUUUGUAAUAUUUUUCUGUGGAGAAGUUACAGUAAAAAUUGCUACAUUAGGCUGGUAUCAGUAUCUCACAGGUGUGUGGAACAAAUUUGAAUUUGCAAUCAUUUUGAUUUGCAUUGUAGAAGGAUUAAUAGACUUCAUUUUGAUGUAUUUCUUCAUAAAGUAUCAUGGCUGGAUUACACAUAUGAGAAUUAUUAUUCUAUUGAGAUUAUUGAGGAUUUUUCAAAUAUUAGAACGGUUUUGUGCCUCACUUAUAGCAUUUUCAAGAAAUUAUACAUCAUCUGAAUUGUAUUAUGUUUAUGAUCUUGGUAGAGCUUUUCUAUUCGCAAAUGAAGGAGUUCUAAAGCAUAUGCCUGUCAUUGUAGAUUUCAAACCAAGUGCGAAUAUUCCUAAUCAAGUUUGUAAAGCAAAUAUUUCAGAUAUGAUUAUUGUUUUGGAGAACUUUGAAAUGCAGUAUCCAGGAGUUGCUUUUGCAUUGAAAUCAAAUCGUGCUGCCAGAAAAAUUCUAAAUAGGGUUGAAUCAGUCCUUGAAUAUUUUAAAGAAAAGUCGCUAAUUUUAAAAGAGGAUGUUAUCGAAGUGAAGAAGGUGUUAUUUAGUAUGACUAAAAAUGUGGUUUAUGCACCCAGAGUUCGACCAAUCAUUCGUGAUGUUCCAAAAGUUUUAGCAACUGUAGACUGGAUUACCAAUUUCGAACUAUUGGAAGAGAUUGAAAAUGACCAUGUAGUACACAUUUAUAAAGCUGGGCAAGUUUUGCAAGAAACUGGUGUACCACAUAAAUUUUUGCUUUUUGUAGUAACUGGUAUUGUCAAGGUAGUAGCUGAUGAAGAGAAAUUUGAAUCAUAUCGAUCAGACUUGUACAAUAAACUCCCAAACAGUGAUUCUUUGCUUUUCUUUGAAAAAGCAAAAGAGGAUGAAUUUGUAGAUUUUCUGACAAUCUCUCAAACUCUUGGACUGCUAGGAUAUUUGCAAAGAACAUGCUCUGUCACUACUGCUAUUUGUAUAACAGAUUGUGAGUUGAUACAAGUAAGCUACAAUUUAUUAGAUGAAGCUGAGAAAUGCUAUGGAAAUCUGAUAUAUUCCAUGUGGAGAAGUAUAGCAAUCAAAAUAGCAGCACAGAUAUUAAAAUUACAAAUACGAUAUAAGAAUUGUUCAGAAGAGGACAUUAAAUUGCGCUUAGGAAAGGGAUUUUUACCAGAUAUGUCAGGUGUUACAUACUGGAAUGUACCUGCCAUUGUUGAUGAUAUGGUUAUUAUUCAAGGAAGAACGAGAGACUUUUUAUCUUCUAAAAAAUUCAUAGCUCCAGCAUAUAUUCCAAGCUCUUACAAAAGCCUCUUCAUGCUAUUUGACCUUGAAACUGGCAUGUUUGUAUAACUGGAUAGCUGGCACUCUAUUGAUUCAGUAACUGGAUGACUAGCGCUCUCUUGUACUUAAACGAUGUGAUUAGAAAUGGGUGUCGAAGCUUUUCUUGGUAUGCUAAAGUAAUCUCAAUAAAAUUCUGGUAAUCAGCAACACUUUUGAUUUAUGAAUGCAUGUAAUCUGUGUACAUUUUUGGCUUUUUUUUUUUUUUUUUUUUUUUUGAGUUAUCAGAAAAUUCAA